AUGGAGAUUUUAAUGGUUAGCACGACACUCAACAAUUUGAGUUGCCCUCCAGGGAAGUCAUUGACCAGGGAGAACGUCCAAGCCACUCAAUUUUCAAGUUGCGCACCCUGUAAAUAUAAACAUGAUAUCGGUUUUCUUGGAGUCAUAUCAGCACUAGCAGAAGAGCCCGUGCUGGCGCGGGACAACAUCCGUUCCAUUCC
Messenger RNA from Dovyalis caffra, 200 nucleotides. The record is from the annotation of a GenBank genome assembly. Lineage: Eukaryota; Viridiplantae; Streptophyta; Magnoliopsida; Malpighiales; Salicaceae.